ACCUCGUACAUAAGUCUCAUCGGCUGGGGAUGAGACACACACAGGGGGUAGACAGGAGCAUAUAAAUGCGCGGUGAUCCGGGUCCAUGAGACUUAUUAGAGUCGAGAGUAGCCGGAGCGAGAGUAGUGGAUAAGGCGGGAGUGAUAACAUCAAGUAGUUUUUUUUUUUUUCAAAAAAGGAUCGUGUUGACGUAUUAUCGUACCAAACGCAUACAAACGUACCCCACACCAGGCGGAAAUUGCCAGUUUGUUUUUGGUUGUCACUGUUUUUUUAUUUUCCGUCUGAUCUUUUAUUAGUUUUUCCACUUCCUCCUCUGUAGGGCAAAAUUGCCUGCUCCUUCACCCCUUCCACGAAUAGCCAGGAAAAUUCACCUGUCUCACUUGCACGCGAAAAAACAUCAAGUUACCCAACCACCGACCCCUCGUCCCUUCGUUCAGUCACCUCUCGCCAACUCACCCCUUUUUCCACCCCCUCUUUGCUCUAUUAUUUCUCUCCCUCUUUCCCUCUCUCUCUCUCUCUCUCUCUCCCUCUCUCUGAGAAUGUAAUACCAACCACGAAAAAUAAUAUCAUGAGAACGCUCUCCUUAUCAUUUGGCAAGACACACGUACAAGCAGUUGUUACCCAUACAUCCGUAAAAAGCUCAUUUACCAUCCCCCUCUAAGCCACCUGUCCAGGGCUGACUAGUAGACGACCCGAGCAUUCAUGGCGCCGGGCUCAAGUCUCACGAUCGAUUUCGCGUGUACAUGUUCGAAUGUUGGGAAAAAUAAGAAUACAGUAGUUUCAACCAGCGUCAGAAGUUGAGGUGAAAGCUCAGACGUCAGUUACGAGGGGAAAAAUCAAUCAAAAUCGCUUGUGGAUUAAAAAGACGCUCGACGAAGGAGCUGUUACAUCUGGAUAAUCGGUAAUAGUUCACAGAGUCAUCUUGUUCGUACUCCUUCACGUUGAAUGAAUGCCAAGGGAUCGUGUGAGGGGAAGCGACAUUCGAGGGUCGCUUGAGGGUCAGUUUGGUGCUUAUCAAAUAGGAGAAAAUAUCGCUGAACAAUUGAAAUAAUUCGCCAGGAGAGUCUCCGAGUGAUACAAAUUCAUGUUGUUUACGAUGUUUUGACACCUGAGUUACUGAAAAUCAGUACAAAUCAUGAGACACGCUCUGCUUGGUCUCUUGUUUAUAACUAUGAUAUGUGGCUCCAAAGCUGAAGCGAGUUACGUCUGUCUUGAGGACAAUCCCGAUCUCCAGCCUUGCAAUUUUGAAAGGAUCGAGAGGACCCCUAGCAAGGGCGAUUUGGAGAAAAAAACAAGGAUUAGUAAUGGUGCUGUGAUGGAAAGUCUGUACCAAGCUCCUGAUGGAACAGUUGUCAUUUACAAACUCGAGGGCUGUAUUCCCAGGAGAUUGCCAUUCACAUUGCCAAUAUGCAAGACUGGAGACACCGUUGGUCAUGUUGUGGAGGUCAGAAGGCUUUUUCCAUUCGUCAUCUCCGGUGAUCCGCCUACCGCGCCCCUCAUCUUUCCGGAAGUCGAAGCCGCACAGCUGUACAAAUCCACGGGGGUGCUCCAGGAGAAGAUGUAUAAUCCUGUGAUUAGCCGACAAGACUUGAAUCUUGAGAAGGAAACGGCGACGAAGGUUUCCCGGAGGAAGAAGAAAUUGAAUUUGGAAAAUUUGAAGAAAAUUCGCAAGCACGAGAAAGCAUUGGGCGGUGAGAUGAUGGAAAAUAGGGACAUUUCAUCGGUAUUACCUGCUGUAUUCAAGUCAAAACACUAUAGGAGAAGAAACGACAUCGACACCACUGAGGGAUUCAAGAAAUCUGCAAGAACAGGUCGACAAUUUUUUGACAGCUCCGUUCCAGAAUAUGAAUUCCCUUACGAUCGAGCGGUUCCUCACGAUCUAGUGCACGUCAGAAGAUUCCUUCAUCUACCAAAAGACUCACUGGGCAGCGAUGAGUACACAAGACAUGGGGGUGAAUUCCCUUAUUCACAGUCGAUUCCCUUCGACCCCGAGAAGCACAAAAAUCUUCUUCAUGUAUCGGAGGAGAAGCGCCAUCGUCCAGAAGAAGAACCAAAAUACUUUCCGUACGAUGAGGCACUUCCUUAUGAGCCCCUGAAGUUGGAGCAGUUGCUUAUGUGGGUCAAGAAUCGCAAUGAGUUGACAGAAUCGAAGCUGUGGAAGAGGGAAGUAAUAAACGAGGGUGAUGAAUUUCCUUAUAACAAAGCAAUACCUUACAAUCACUGGAAAGUAUCGGAAUUCAGGAGGCGGCUUGAGGCACGAUCACCGGGUCACGUUAAGGAAUAAAGAAUAAAAGUAUGGAAGAAGUAAUUUUGAACUGAAGUUUAACGGCAGUUUGAAGGAUAAAAAGAAUAAUCAAGUCAAUUUUAUGGACUUAAAAUCGAGAGACAAAAUAAGAGGAGAUAUAAUUUAUGAAUUAUCUUACUGAAGGCUCGGAAAAUUUCUCUCGAUUUUUGGCGUGUUGCCGAAAAAUAUUGUGAUACGUAUACGUAAGGCAUGUUUACUAUUUUUUUUUAUUAUAGUCAAUUCUUUGUGAUUACACAUGGAUAAUCACAUUGACAAGAGACAAGUGCUUCUCUGUUUAAUAUAAGGUUAUAGUAAAUUCUUUGUAGGAUAUUAAUGAAUAUUAGAAGGUCAAAGGCUCAUGUAACCACUGCAAAUAGUUUAUUACCAUAUAAUCAUGUCGAAUCACAGAAAAAAGGCUCUCUAUAUGCACUCUCAUCCCUAUUUGCUAGAAAAAUAUUGUGAAUUAUGCGAUGGCAAUAAAGCAUAUUACAAGUU
Diachasmimorpha longicaudata is the source of this 2779-nucleotide messenger RNA. RefSeq lists its product as uncharacterized. The coding region runs from base 1136 to 2284 and encodes 382 amino acids. The transcript is spliced from 6 exons. NCBI's taxonomy places the organism in Eukaryota, Metazoa, Arthropoda, Insecta, Hymenoptera, Braconidae. The record is from RefSeq and is a predicted model, not a curated record.